AAAGCCAAUAAAAACAACUUUGUGGCGUAUUCCUGUUGCUUUAAUUGAUUUUUCCUCUGGGAUCUAUAUAUAUAUACGCCGUGUGAACGACAGACACACCCCACAUACAUCCUUAGUUUUGUGAAGUAAUUGAAAAAAAAAAACAAACAAAAUGUCGACAGUCGAUAAGGAAGAACUGGUCCAGAAGGCUAAACUGGCCGAGCAAUCAGAACGCUACGAUGACAUGGCCCAGGCCAUGAAGUCCGUCACAGAAACGGGCGUCGAACUCUCAAAUGAGGAAAGAAAUCUGCUCUCCGUUGCCUACAAAAAUGUGGUCGGUGCACGCAGGUCAUCGUGGCGCGUCAUCUCCUCCAUUGAGCAGAAAACCGAAGCAUCUGCUAGAAAACAACAGCUUGCCCGUGAGUACAGAGAGCGUGUGGAGAAGGAGCUGCGGGAAAUCUGCUAUGAAGUUUUGGGACUUCUGGACAAAUAUCUUAUUCCAAAAGCCAGCAAUCCCGAGAGCAAGGUGUUCUAUCUGAAGAUGAAGGGCGAUUAUUACAGGUAUUUGGCCGAGGUUGCCACAGGAGACGCACGCAAUACCGUCGUUGAGGACUCGAAAAAAGCCUAUCAGGAGGCGUUUGAUAUUGCAAAAACCAAAAUGCAGCCAACACAUCCAAUCAGAUUAGGGCUCGCACUCAACUUUUCCGUCUUCUAUUACGAAAUUAUCAAUUCACCAGCGAGGGCUUGUCAUUUAGCUAAACAGGCGUUCGAUGAUGCGAUAGCCGAGUUGGACACACUCAACGAGGACUCAUACAAAGACUCGACACUCAUCAUGCAACUGUUGAGGGAUAACCUGACUCUCUGGACCUCCGACACCCAGGGCGAUGGCGAUGAGCCACAGGAGGGCGGCGACAACUAACCAAACAACUAAGCAAAAUGUUUCCUUUUUGACUAUGCAAAUAUUAUUCAGUAAUACAAACAAAAACAAAACAAAAACCAGAAACAACAAGGAGAAACAAAUAUAA
Drosophila persimilis is the source of this 1004-nucleotide messenger RNA. RefSeq names its product 14-3-3 protein zeta (gene 14-3-3zeta). Lineage: Eukaryota; Metazoa; Arthropoda; Insecta; Diptera; Drosophilidae. Gene Ontology annotation, cellular component: cytoplasm. The transcript has 6 exons. The record is from RefSeq and is a predicted model, not a curated record. Gene Ontology annotation, biological process: signal transduction. Bases 152 to 898 code for a protein of 248 amino acids.